Salvelinus sp. IW2-2015 is the source of this 1009-nucleotide messenger RNA. Its product is annotated as microfibrillar-associated protein 1. Gene Ontology annotation, molecular function: RNA binding. Lineage: Eukaryota; Metazoa; Chordata; Actinopteri; Salmoniformes; Salmonidae. Gene Ontology annotation, biological process: mRNA splicing, via spliceosome. The record is from RefSeq and is a predicted model, not a curated record. Gene Ontology annotation, cellular component: U2-type spliceosomal complex.
UGUUAGAGUAUUUCCUGUGGUGGUCGAGAAAAUAAACGACGGGUUUGUUUUGCUAUCUAGAAGUUGAUUGAAUUUUUGUUAAUAUAUUGAUAUUGUUGAUCGGGCAGUCAUGUCUGGACGGGACGCCCUCAACAUGAAGCAACCGCCGAUCCAGUCCACGGCUGGUGCUGUGCCGAUUCGAAAUGAGAAAGGUGAGAUUUCGAUGGAGAAGGUGAAGGUGAAGCGCUAUGUGUCGGGUAAACGUCCCGACUAUGCUCCCAUGGACUCCUCUGACGAGGAGGAGGAGGACUUCCAGUUUAUAAAAAAGGCAAAGGAUGCCGAGCCUGAGAUGGAAAUGGAGGAAGAGGUGGUGUCUGACCCGCGUCUCAAGCGUCUGCUAAGCGUCUCUGAGGAUGCGGAGGAGAGGUUGGCAAGACACAGACAGAUCGCAGAGCCGGAGGUGGUUGCAGAGAGCAGUGAAGACUCCGACGAGGGAACCUGGCACCCGGAGAGAGCACCCGAAGAGAGCAGUGACGAAGAGGAGGAGGAAGAGGAAGAAGUGGACGAUGAGGAAAUCGAGAGGCGGCGAGCGAUGAUGCGCCAGCGAGCGCAGGAGCGGAAGAACGAGGACAUGCCGGAGAUCAUGGAGGUGGAGGAAGAAGGGAAUUCUGGCGCGGAGAAGGAGGAGUCGGAGUCAGAGUACGAGGAGUACACGGACAGUGAAGACGAGGCCGAGCCGCGGCUAAAACCAGUCUUCAUCCGCAAGAAGGACCGAGUAACAGUGGCGGAGCGCGAGGCRGACGAGCUCAAACAGCGGGAGCUGGAGGCGGAGGCCAAGAAGCAGGUGGAGGAUCGGCGGCGCUACACCYUGAAGAUCGUGGAGGAGGAGGCCAAGAAGGAGUUUGAGGAGAACCGCCGCACUCUGGCUGCUCUCGACUCCCUGGACACGGACGGGGAGAAUGAGGAGGAGGAGUACGAGGCGUGGAAGGUCCGGGAGCUCAAGCGCAUCAAGAGGGACCGGCGUGAGUAG